Messenger RNA from Spodoptera exigua (beet armyworm), 1377 nucleotides. The record is from the annotation of a GenBank genome assembly. Lineage: Eukaryota; Metazoa; Arthropoda; Insecta; Lepidoptera; Noctuidae.
AUUGAAAUAAAUAAAAACAAUUUCGGAAAAUUAUCGAAUAUGUUAUAAUUUUUCAGUACAAUUAUUUUUUAAGUAUUUAGCCAUUAACCAUGAAUGACAAAAUUUAUGAAAAAAUGAUGCUUCGCCGACGAUUUUUCAAACGAGCCUCUUUGAUGGUGAUCGCUUUUACAAUUUCUUUUUAUGUGUCGGUUCUUCUGUUUGGUGACCUGAAAGCUCCUCGAGUGAUGCAACUGACGGACUUAGGUCGUUGUCCGGCUUGCUACGGAGUGUCUGUAUGUCCAGAGCUGUACUCCAACCAAAUAAUAAUGGAAUCACAUAAAUGGUCGAGCAUGUUUAAUACGAAGAACAUUUAUUACGGCUACACCAGGUCGAAUAGGCGGGUUAUUUUGAAGAAACUGGCCCAUAAUUCCGAGCUGAGGAACUUUGAUAACAAUUUAUGUAAGACCUUCAACUUGAAAAGAAACUGCAAGCCAAUACAUUUGCUGAAUGCCUCUAACAUUGAUAACAAGUUAAUCAAACUUGUGGAGUACAACCUAUCAGUACCAGAUUCAAGGCCAAGAAAGGGGCUUGUAAUGUGUCCAUAUGCUCACAGUGUGUAUGACUUCAUAACACCUGUGCUGAGUAGCAAAAAAGAACAGGUAGAUAUUGUCAACAUCUGGACUAUGCUAAGUAUUAACCCAGAACCUAUUGUAUUGCAGGUGUUGCAAAAGUCUAGUGGAUGGCCAGUACCAGCUUAUGCAGGUGUUUGUGGUCGUGUAGAGGUAGUAGCAUAUGAGGGUGAACCUCUUUCGUCAUUAACUCAUAUAUCCUGGUACCGGAAACUGAAGUUUGCUAAGAAAAUCCUGGAUGCUGCCAUGGAUUUCACAUUUAAACAUGAUAGAUUCCGUUUCUACCUCAUGGAUUGGUCUGUGGACAACAUAGUGGCCAACGAAAAAGACGACAUUACCUUUGUAGAUCUUGAGGACAUUAUCAUUUUGGACAAGCAUAUAGCACCAAAGCAAGACUUACCAGAUUGGUAUCAACGAUACAGCAGAGAGAUCACGGGAACAGGAUUCUCAUUCUCCAUUGACAAUAUGUGCAAACACCAUCUUAGUGACCAUAAUAUUUGGGCAGCCUGUUACAUCUUAGCUGGAGAUGAAGAUCCUUACCUAAGCCCUAUACCAGAAGAGGUUCAGACUACAAAACCUCAUUUAGAGAGGUUGCUAAAGGAGUGCCUAGAUGGUGAAGACAGAUUUAGAACAAUUACAAACUUACAGCAUGUGCUUGGUGACAUGCUUACGGAUGAGAACAUUGUAGGCUAUAGUGCAGUUAUUAGGUGAUAAAUUAACUUAGAAUGAUGGCGCUAGUGUGCUUUUUGGAUUCGUAAUGUGAAGUUCU